AUGCUAGGAGUCUUCAGGCACUACAUCGACAAGGAGGCAGUGAAGCUCUCCGGAGGCAAUCAGAGGAAGCUGUGCGCUGGUAUAGCGCUCGUGGGCCAUCCAUCUAUUGUAUUCUUGGACGAGCCCACGACUGGGGUCGAUCCCGAAGCUCGGAGGCGUAUCUGGGAUAUGAUCCACAAGAUAGCACAUGAUCGCCAUAAGACGUCUGCGGUCAUACUCACAACUCACAGUAUGGAAGAGGCAGAUGCUCUAUGCGAGACCAUGGUCAUCCAGGCGAAUGGACAAUUCCGCUGUCUAGGAACAUCCCAGCAGAUCAAGUCAGACUACGGCCGUAACUACAGGCUGUGGAUACACUUUCGUGAAGCCUCUGACGAUGAGAAGGAGCAGAGUUUGCAGCAACUCCUAGCAUAUGACGACAUCACAAUGGCUACUAUUCGUGAUGGCUAUGUUACUCUUUCGGACACUGACUUAGAAUCUCGACUCUCGAAGUUGGGCAUCGAGGGCUGUCGUUUAGUGGAUAGCGUGCUCACUGCUGGAACUCUGGACGGAACACUCAACCGUACCUUCAAUCGGGGUGCUCUGGCAUCUGCCGUCGUCCGAGCUCUUCAGCAUAUGAAGGCCCUGAGAUGGCUCAUGAUCAAUGUAUCCUCCGAGUGUCAAACCUUGGAGGAAGUUGGCGAAUUUGCGCUUCCGCGCGAUCUCGACUUGGGAUUCAUCUUUUCGAAGCUUUCGCCUGCACACGUCCAGGCAGAGCUAGAAAUGCAUGAUUUCCAGCUCUCCCAGACGACGCUCGAGCAGAUCUUUAACAGGAUCGCCCAUGACGAAGCUCAUCCUAUCCAGAGGGAACUAUAG
Messenger RNA from Perkinsus marinus ATCC 50983, 852 nucleotides. RefSeq names its product Bacitracin transport ATP-binding protein bcrA, putative. Gene Ontology annotation, molecular function: lipid carrier activity; ATP binding; ATP hydrolysis activity. The coding region runs from base 1 to 852 and encodes 283 amino acids. Gene Ontology annotation, cellular component: intracellular membrane-bounded organelle; membrane. The transcript is spliced from 4 exons. NCBI's taxonomy places the organism in Eukaryota, Perkinsozoa, Perkinsida, Perkinsidae. Gene Ontology annotation, biological process: lipid transport; transmembrane transport. The record is from RefSeq and is a predicted model, not a curated record.